This is a messenger RNA of Xiphias gladius (swordfish), 2234 nucleotides long. RefSeq names its product stathmin-like 4, like (gene stmn4l). Gene Ontology annotation, biological process: regulation of microtubule polymerization or depolymerization; neuron projection development; microtubule depolymerization. The transcript is spliced from 7 exons. NCBI's taxonomy places the organism in Eukaryota, Metazoa, Chordata, Actinopteri, Istiophoriformes, Xiphiidae. The coding region runs from base 268 to 777 and encodes 169 amino acids. The record is from RefSeq and is a predicted model, not a curated record. Gene Ontology annotation, molecular function: tubulin binding. Gene Ontology annotation, cellular component: neuron projection; cytoplasm.
UCCUCCGAACCCCAGCCCCCACCACCUCCCAAAUCCUCCUCCGGCUCCCUCUGCCCUGCUGGACCAAUGGCAGCCCAGUAUCCCUGCCGGCCAAUCGGAUCGCUGCCGGGUGAUGUCAUGCACGGGGCUGCUGUUUGGUGCUGAUGCUGCCGAGCUGCAGAUCUUCAGUCUGAACAGAGAGACCGGAGACCGAGCAUCACUGCAGGGAACAGACUCUACCUCACCACAGUGUCUUUGGAGGAAAACUACGGCAGCAGCGGCAGCAGGAUGACUCUGGCGGCAUACAGAGAGAAGAUGCGUGAGCUCCCCCUGGUGUCUCUCUUCUGCUCCUGCAUCCUUCCCGAACCCCGAGACACCACAGUCGACAAGAAGGAAGCAGGCGUGGUGGACUUGAACCUGUGCAACAUCCGGGACAUGGAGGUGAUCGAGCUGAGCAAGCGGGCGAGCGGCCAGGCCUUCGAGGUCAUCCUGAAGCCGCCCACCUUUGACGGCGGCCCUGAGCUCAGGGCCACCACACCGCCUCGCCAAAAACCGUCACUGGAGGAGAUCCAGAAGAAACUGGAUGCCGCUCAGGAGAGGAGGAAGUGUCACGAGGCGGAGCUGCUGAAGCACCUGGCCGAGAGGAGGGAGCACGAGCGGGAAGUCGCUCAGAAAGCUCUGACCAAAGAGCGUCAGGAGCACCGCGCCGACGCCGACAAGGAGCAGCGGCAGAUGCACCUGAACGCCUCGCAGGAGCGGCUGCAGGAGGAGGACAAACACAGCGUGGAGGUGUCUUGAUGGCCUGAUCACAACACAAGCUGAACUUUAUUUGGAAGCCAUUUUGGAGGGCUGAUGAGCUGAGUGUUGAUGUGGCCGGGAACCCGGCGCUGCUCCGACUGGGAGACUGACAGAGAAGAGACUCUGAAAAGAGUGAGAGAAGAAGAAGAAAAAGAGGAGGGGGACUGAGGGCGAGUCCGACCGCUCGACCUCCUCUGAACAACCAGGACUCUUUUUGACGAGAUAGACUCUUUGUAACGAGAAGAACUUGUGAAACUGAAGGACGCUGCAGAUUCAGUCAUCAUUAGUUGGUUCACAGGGGUUUUACUGUGCUUUGUUGCCAUGCCAACAGUGCCAAUGUGUUCAUGUGUGUGUGAUUGUGUAUCAAGGACUCAGUGUCUUCACAAGUCUGAAAAGUUGUACCCAACCCAACCAAGCAAACCUGACAUAGUCCUGCGAGAAACCGGACUCAAACCCGAACAACCCAAAGGACCUUUUAGCUGAAUGGAGUCCACAAGAGACCGGACGGCCUCCACCUGCCAGGAGAGUCUCCGCUACCUGGAUACACACCUGAGUUAAAUGGUUUAAAUCAUUACAUUUACUGUAAAACAGUAUGUCAACAAGAAAGGUUGGAUCAGUGAAGUGUGGCCGCUUAGUGACAUCCAAUGGCAGCUGUAGGACAGUACAGCCAGUCAGCAGGUGUGCCUCGUUCUCACGGGACUGUAGUCAAGUCCGAGAUAAGGCGAGCAGUUUGGAGCUUAAGCCAAAAAAAGGUCAGCUGGACUGGGUGUAGGCCAAAAACUUGAAUAGGUGAGAUGAGCGGCCGAGACUGAGACAGGUCCAGGUCACGCCACCGCCGAGGCCGAGAUGAGUCGGAGUCAAGACACCGAAGAAACCGAGACAAACCUGAAUAAAAAUGCCCAGGGGACGGGGGGCGAGUCCCAGGUAAACCACCAGGAAAUCCGACACGAGUCCGACUCAAAGCACAGGUGAAACUGAGAUGGCUUCAAAUGAAAACAUUCUCGAGGCCGAAACAAAUGGGUUUCAAAACACCCACUUGACCGAGAUGAGUCAGGUUCAAAACACUCGCAAAACAGAGUCCCAGCCAAUGAGACUGAGACAAGUAACAAAUAAUAAAACCUCGAGAUCAGACUUGAGAUUUCACAGCCCUGUAUCUGGGUUCGUCUCAUAUUUCUUCAUAUUAAGACCAUGACUAAAAUUAGCAUGCUAGCAUUUAUGACAACGCACAGCGCUAGAUGUUAGUGAGUGACACAUCUGCUAUAACGCAUCAACAACAAACAGGUGCUCAGCUCAUGUGGCUAACAUCAGCUACACCCCGGUUACUUGCCUGUCCAGUAAUCAAUAUACCAACCCCCUGCUGAUAUGAAAGACCGGAUUUUAUUGAUGAACAACUGAUAAUCGAUUUGUGUACAGUGUUUACAGCUGCAGUGGUGUGUUUCAGUGCGUGUAUGUGUGUG